Molecule: messenger RNA, 843 nt
Organism: Cyprinus carpio (common carp)
Lineage: Eukaryota; Metazoa; Chordata; Actinopteri; Cypriniformes; Cyprinidae
Product: stress-associated endoplasmic reticulum protein 1-like
Biological process (GO): endoplasmic reticulum unfolded protein response
Cellular component (GO): endoplasmic reticulum
Source: RefSeq, a predicted model, not a curated record
AACAAGCGCAGUGCAUGCACGUUUCAGUUCCCUUGCUGUCUAUGCAGGGUCAGAAAGCUCCUGGAUUUCAUCAGAAAUAUCUUCAUUUGUGUUCUGAAAAUGAACGUGGAUCCUACGGUUUGAAACGACAUGAGAUGAGAAUAGCUGUUCAUCAGUAUGACGUAACGAGGAGGCGGGUCGCGCCCACGUGACACCGCUGCAGCUCGAGCGACAGAACCGAAUCACCGGACAACGCGGCUCCGUUUACCGGCCCAGCGCGAUCUUCCGCCUCCCGUGACGCGUUCCAGCAGCGGCAGCAUCAUGUCGGCGGUGCAGCGGAUGAAAGUAGCGAACGAGAAACACAGCAAGACGAUCACACAGAGAGGGCACGUGCAGAAAACCACGCGUGUGGUGAAUGAGGAGAAGUCUCCGGUGGGGCCGUGGCUCCUCGCGCUCUUUGUGUUCGUGGUCUGUGGAUCAGCCAUCUUCCAGAUCAUCCAGAGCAUCAGGCAGGGCAUGUGAGCCGUCCGUCUGAGACGCUGAACACUUCACUCCUUCUGUUCAUCUCUCAGCUGAUUCUAACUCGUGUGUGUGUGUGUGUGUGUGUGUGUGUGUGUGUGUGUGUGUGUGUGUGUGAGAGAGAGGAGAAUGUUCUGGACUCUCUCGCGGUUCCUCCUCAGGUGGUGUUUGCUUUUAUUCGCUGUCUUCACACACGAUGCUCUGAUUUGAUCUUAUAUCUGCUGAAUGGUGUCAGUGAUGAGGUGUUGUCUGAACUGUGUGUGAAUCAGACGUAUCUUCCUCCCUCUGACGUUAAAUUAAUGCUGUGUAAUAAUGAUUUUAUACAAAUAAAAGGUAUUUUCUCUA